AUGGACGAGGGCUUGUCAGACCGCCCGCGGGCGUCGGACGAGAUCAACAGUCUCAAGGCGCGUCUCCAUGCGAGCCUCGUGGGCGCAACGCCUAGCCCGUAUGUGGUCAAGGCCAACUUGGCGCUGAAGAAGUCCGAGUGCUGGCAGCGCUUUGGCCACGUGUACCAUCGAUCGGCGCCCGACGACCUGGUGAAGCUCCACGACACGGCCUUUGUCGCUUGCUACGUGUGCCACACGGUCUACUCGUUCAAGAGCAAAAAUGGCACGACGACGAUCAUGGCGCACCGCUGCCCGCACGAGCGCAAGCCUCGACCGAUCGAGCCGCCGCAGCGCAAGAUGAAGAACCCGGAGCUCGACGCGCUCAAGAAGGACAUCCACAACGCGCUCGUGACAGGCGACGAGGCGCGCGGGUACACGCUGCAGGAUAACCCGAACGGCAUCAAGUCGGGCUGCUGGAAGAAGUUUGGUCACGUGUUUCUGAAUGCGACGCCACUGCGCGCGUUCGACUCGAGCUUCGUCGCUUGCCGUGACUGCUUCGUCGUGUACCAGUACAAGGUGCGCAACGGCACGUCCACGAUGACGACGCACACGUGCGACGACGACGCCUUGGCCCGCGCCCGCGCAUCGCAGCGCCGACCCCAAGUCGCCUCGCUCGGAUCGACCAAGCGCGCCCGAAUCGAUACGCUUGACGAUGACGACGACAAGCAAGCCAUAAGCACGCGGCUUGUCCAAGCAGGCUCUCCGUACGCGCUCUUGCCCCACCCAAACGAGCGCAAAGCACCGAUCUGGCAGCGAUUCGGCUUUGUCUAUCGGCACGGCGAGCUCGUCGUCGACUCCGAGCAUCUCGGCCGCUAUUACGUCGGCUGCUACGCGUGCAAAGCGCUCUUCAGCUACGCGCUGGGUGGCUCGACGGCCUCGCUGUCAGAGCACACGUGCGGUCAACCGUUGGAGCUGCUUCAAGAUGCGUUUGUACACGCGUUUCUCCACAGCUGCUGCGAGAGCGGUCUCGACCUCGACCUUCUUGGUCGCGAGAGCUUUCAGCAAUUUCUGCAAGCGACGAUCGAGCUCGGGCGCACGCUUGUCCGCGUCAAGAUGCAGUCGCUCGUGGAGAUGACGCGCGCCGUUCUCUCGGCGCGGCUCGCCAUGGUCGUUCAAGACGGCGUCACCUUUGGCCUCUCGGUGCGUCCGAUGCGGAUCCACGUCACCGACACCACGUCGAUCGUUAUCGCCGUGCACUACAUUGAUGCUGACUUUGCGCUCCACGACCGCGUUCUGGAUGUCCAACCACUGCAGGACGGCGGCGCUUUUGCUGUGCACAAGACACUCGCGUCGUACAACCUGAGCCUCUCGACCCACCCCGAUACGACGGUCUGUGCACCGAGCUGCAGUCGCACGCCGCCACUCGAAGCCACCGCCAACCAACUCGCGUGCCCGAUCAAUGAGCUCGACGCCGUGCUAACCCACCUCCUCAACGCCGACACGUGGUACGAUAUUGCGCGCGCGUAG
Messenger RNA from Saprolegnia parasitica CBS 223.65, 1506 nucleotides. RefSeq lists its product as hypothetical. The record is from RefSeq and is a predicted model, not a curated record. Lineage: Eukaryota; Oomycota; Saprolegniomycetes; Saprolegniales; Saprolegniaceae. Bases 1 to 1506 code for a protein of 501 amino acids. The transcript has 2 exons.